AUGGAGAGUGAAGAAGAUAGGAACCAAACCGGGAACUCUUAUGCUGGUUUAUCUAACUUGCAGAUGAGAGCUCUCAGUGAUUCUAUGGCUAACCUUAUGAAUGCAUGUUUGGAACAGAUCCAUCUCAGACUUGAUGAGAUCCAAAAUAGCCAACCGGUCCGAUCUAGAAACCGGCAAGAUCGCCCAUGGAGGAACGGACGGCCGAAUGAAGAAGUCGGAGAGGAGGAGAACCAAGACGAUCGUUCCAUCAACCGUCCUAGGAGAGGAACCCAAAACCAUGAUCAAGGUGAUGUCAAUCCUUUUGCUAGAACUGAACGAACUGAUGAGGGUUUAGGUGGAGUGAAACUUAAAAUUCCAACUUUUGAUGGUAAAAACGAUCCAUAUGCUUUCCUUGAAUGGGAAAGAAAAAUUGAACUUGUUUUUGAUUGUCAAAAUUUCUCUGAAAUAAAAAAGGUUAGAUUGGCCGCAGCUGAGUUUGUUGGCUAUGCUAUUAACUGGUAUGAUCAAGUUGUGACUCACAGGAGAAGGAAUGGCGGGCCACCAACCUUUACUUGGGAUGAGCUCUCGGCCUUGAUGAGGAGACGGUUUGUUCCAGAACAUUACCACCGGGAACUCCACCAACGACUUAGACGUCUACUUCAAGGAACCAAAUCCGUGGAGGACUACCACCAAGAGAUGGAGGUCUUGAUGCUCAAGGCGGAUGUGGACGAGCCUUUAGACGCCACCAUGGCCAGAUUCCUUUCAGGUCUCAACCGAGACAUUCAAGAUCGAAUGGAGCUUCAGGAGUAUGCUAGUAUGGAACAAAUGCUACACAAGGCCAUUCUGAUCGAACAGCAAGCCAAAAGAAAGAACUACUCUAAACCGGCCUUUGUUCCCAAACCUAGCUAUCAAGACAAAGGUAAGUCUCCAAUCACAACAAAUACUGCUUUUAAGACUAAUGCCCCGGCUCGUGUUGACAAAGGCAAAAUGUCAAGGCCUUGGCCACUACGCCAGCAAGUGUCCAAACCAGAAAGUGAUGACGAUAAGGACGAUCUAGAGGACAAGGACGAUAAGGACGAUCUAGAGGACAAGGACGACCACAGUCCUAUCUUUAAUGAGGAAGGAGAGUCCUUCGACUAUCCCCACCAAGGGCCGCUCCUAGUCGCCAGAAAAACCAUGGACGAAGGCCUUGGUCCGAUCAUUGAAGAAGAAUCGGACACCGACCUAAACCCGGCCUUUGAUGAGACACUUGAGCCGAUCUAUGAUGAUGAGGACAGACAGCUCGACUAUCCAGUUCACGGACGACCCUGGCAGUUUGACAAGAAGAGAAUACAUGACGGUUACACCAACCGACACUCUUUUGAUCAUAAGGGAAAGAAGAUCACCUUGGUUCCUCUCUCACCGGCCGAAGUCCACCAAGAUCAGCUCCAGCUGAAGAAAAGCCGAGACAAAGCGCCCAAACCAUCCGAACCUAAGGUAUCUCCUAGGAACUCAAACUUCUUUAUCAAAGGAAGCCAGAUCGACUUCGUCCCAGGUGCGUCUCUUCCAAACCGGCCAGCUUACCGAACCAAUCCUGUGAAGACAAAGGAACUUCAGAGACAGAUUGGAGAGCUUCUUGAGAAGGGAUACGUCAGGGAGAGCCUCAGCCCUUGUGACGUUCCUGUCCUCCUUGUGCCCAUAAAGGAUGGCACUUGGCGCAUGUGUGUGGACUGCCGAGCCAUCAAUAACAUUACGGUAAAGUAUAGACAUCCAAUCCCUAGGCUUGAUGACAUGCUUGAUGAGUUGCAUGGAUCUUCUGUAUCACGUGGUCUUCUUAGGCUUGUUGUAGGUGCAGAUGAACUCAGAGUGGACGAAGAAAAGAUCAAGGCCAUCCGAGACUGGCCCAGUCCAACGACCGUGGGCGAGGUGAGAAGCUUUCACGGCCUGGCCAGGUUCUAUCGAAGGUUUGUUCACAACUUCAGCUCUAUAACCGCCCCUCUCACCGAAGUGAUCAAGAAGAACGUUGGAUUCAAGUGGGAACAAGCCCAAGAAGGGGCGUUCCAGAUCCUUAAAGUGAAGUUGACUCAAGCCCCAUUACUUGUUCUUCCUGAUUUCUCUAAGACUUUCGAAAUCGAAUGUGAUGCCUCGGGUGUAGGUAUUGGUGCUGUCUUGAUGCAGGAUAGGAAACCCAUUGCUUACUUCAGUGAGAAGCUUGGAGGAGCCACACUCAACUAUCCCACUUAUGACCAGGAACUGUAA
This is a messenger RNA of Brassica napus (rape), 2217 nucleotides long. RefSeq lists its product as uncharacterized. NCBI's taxonomy places the organism in Eukaryota, Viridiplantae, Streptophyta, Magnoliopsida, Brassicales, Brassicaceae. Bases 1 to 2217 code for a protein of 738 amino acids. The record is from RefSeq and is a predicted model, not a curated record. The transcript is spliced from 5 exons.